Molecule: messenger RNA, 375 nt
Organism: Cladophialophora carrionii CBS 160.54
Lineage: Eukaryota; Fungi; Ascomycota; Eurotiomycetes; Chaetothyriales; Herpotrichiellaceae
Exons: 1
Coding region: 1-375 (124 amino acids)
Source: RefSeq, a predicted model, not a curated record
AUGCUAGCAUACCAUGCACUCAUCCGCACGCACCACAUAACAUCCCGCAAGAAAGUUGCUCGCCUCAAAGCAGCAGCCAAACAGCUACAAUGCUACGCUCUGCUCCGAUCGGGAGGCAUCCCGGGUGUCAUGUAUGUCCGUGGAAGUGAUCCAGCCCAGGUGCAGAAGUGGGUGGACACCGUUCAUGGUCUGAGGUACAAGGACUAUCAACUCGUCGCUCCCGUGGCCACUAUCGCUGGAGCUGAAUCGCAAUCUGGUUUCGCAAAGGAGGGGAUUCUUCAGGAAGUUGAGACAGUGAAGGAAAUGGCGGUCUAUAUGGAGCGCCAGGGCAUACAGAGAUGGUGGCGUGCCGCGAUGGGUUUUGCGAUGGAAUGA